Messenger RNA from Bolinopsis microptera, 1949 nucleotides. Its product is annotated as protein arginine methyltransferase NDUFAF7, mitochondrial-like. Gene Ontology annotation, biological process: mitochondrial respiratory chain complex I assembly. Lineage: Eukaryota; Metazoa; Ctenophora; Tentaculata; Lobata; Bolinopsidae. Gene Ontology annotation, cellular component: mitochondrion. Bases 4 to 1191 code for a protein of 395 amino acids. Gene Ontology annotation, molecular function: protein-arginine omega-N symmetric methyltransferase activity. The transcript is spliced from 2 exons. The record is from RefSeq and is a predicted model, not a curated record.
GUCAUGUCCCUUCUAUCACACUUUUGUCGGCGUAUCCGAAUGACAGGGCCGCUACACGUGGCAGAGCUGAUGCACGAUGUUAUCAUGGAUCCUAAACACGGAUACUACCCCCAGGCUGCAAGCAUAGGACACAAAGGUGAUUUUAUAACUGCCCCUGAACUAACGCCCGUAUUUGGAGAGAUUAUCGGGGCUUGGUCCCUCCUCUACUGGCAGCAAGCCAAACUACCUCCUAAAAUUCACUUCACAGAGCUGGGUCCCGGUAGGGGUACUCUCAUGAGAGAUAUUAUAGACACAGUCGGGAUUAUCGGGCCUGCUUUCUUCGGCAAAGCUCCCAAAUUAUCAGCUAGUCUUGUUGAAUUGAGCGAAAAGUUUAUAGCUGAGCAGGAGGAGAUGUUGUGUGGUAACGUUAGGAACACAAUAACGCCCCAACAUAUAUUCGAUAAUCACAAUUAUUUGUCUCGGACGGGACUGCACAAGGCUAAGUUUAAGUGGUACUCAAUGUUGGACCACGCUCCCGAUGAUAAGCCUUCACUUUACAUAAUGAACGAGUUUUUGGAUGCUCUACCGGUUAACCAGUUUCAAAAGACGGAAGAAAAGGGUUGGGUUGAGAUAAUGGUGGAUGUUGAGCCAGAUAUGGACAAGCUUUUCUACACCACCUAUAAAACUGGGAAAAGUAUUAAGAUAGAUCAGGACAAGGAGUUCGCUCUUUUACCAGUUGGUUCCCAAAUCGAACACUCGCCAGCAUCAGACAUGCUCGUAACUUCACUGGCUGAACGUAUCGCCAAAUCGGGCGGUGCUGCUUUGAUUAUAGACUACGGAGAAGACCAGUUGAGUACUGAAUUGACUUUCAGAGCUUUCAAAAACCACCAACAAGUCAACCCUCUUGAAGACCUGGGAUUAUGUGACUUGACGGCAGAUGUAAACUUUAAAGACUUGAAAAAGUCAAUUGCUGAUGUGAAAGGAGUAAAAGCUCAUGGACCGAUCACCCAGUCCUCAUUCUUGACCCUGAUGGGGGUCGGGGAGAGGUUUAAGCAGCUUUAUUCCCAAGUACCUGAGGAUAAACAAGACAGUGUUAUCCAUGCUCACAACUUCCUUUGUAGUCCCGAUGAAAUGGGCGAUCGGUUUAAAGUUUUGUGCAUCACAAGAGAGUCUGAUCCUGUCCCUUUCUGUUUUGAAGGAUCUUCUUCUUAAAACCUUUUAGUGUCGAUUAGAGACUUUUCUUUUGUGAAUUGUUGUUGUUAUCUUGGACAAUGGAUAUGUAAUUACGGUUUUGUUCAGGAAUUAAUAACAUUAAUAUUUACUUAGAUAGUUACUCAAAUAAAUUCAAUUGAAGUUUACAGGGUUACAAUUGAACUAUUUUAAGUAACUAUAUUUAAGUUAAGUUACAAAUAGUAGACCCGCUUAAAUUGGUACACACUCCAGCUUGUGUCCAUUUUCCCCGACCCGCCAACGAAUAAAAGCACUCCAGUUAACUUAACGAACGCGCUGAACGGUUUUGUGUAUCGAAUAGCACUUUGAAUAACGUACGGACUUAUCAGCAGUGAUUCAUAAAAUACAAUUCUGCUACAGUUCUCACUUCUCAUCGAUGUCUCAAAAAUCCAUUUUGCAUAAUCUUCGUGCGCUACGAUAUCAAUGCAGGCGAGGGUCGUUCACAUAUUAAACGUAAUCACUUUUUGGAAAAUUGUUACCCCCCUCCCUUCGUAAUAUGUGAACGACCCCUAAUAGGUUAAGAUGACGUGGUUGGUCUUUAAUAUGGAACUUGCUUUUAUUGAACUGUACUCAGUCCAUGUUGUUGUAGGUAAUGAUUUUAAAAUCAUUUGUUUCGGGUAUACUGCUACCUGCGAUUGUUUUUAAUUUAACCUUUUUGUGAUGUUAAAGUUAUUACAUGUUGAGUGUUGACCCUCAUUGUCUUACCCUGAUUAAACUAUAACGACUCUUCAGGCUUCCUU